Lemur catta (Ring-tailed lemur) is the source of this 1676-nucleotide messenger RNA. It is a transcript of the gene GNA15, whose product is annotated as G protein subunit alpha 15. Gene Ontology annotation, molecular function: G protein-coupled receptor binding; guanyl nucleotide binding; GTPase activity. Gene Ontology annotation, cellular component: heterotrimeric G-protein complex. Gene Ontology annotation, biological process: adenylate cyclase-modulating G protein-coupled receptor signaling pathway; phospholipase C-activating dopamine receptor signaling pathway; action potential. NCBI's taxonomy places the organism in Eukaryota, Metazoa, Chordata, Mammalia, Primates, Lemuridae. The coding region runs from base 355 to 1329 and encodes 324 amino acids. The transcript is spliced from 5 exons. The record is from RefSeq and is a predicted model, not a curated record.
CAGGACCAGUGUGUGGUGGGGUUUUCCCGCCACCGCCCCGCCCUGUCCCGGCCCCCACCUCGCCUGCCCUGCGCCCUUGGCCGUGAACCUGUCGGGCCGGGUCUGGGCAGGCCGGGAGGCAGGCGGAGCCCUGGGCCUCCCCACCUCCUGCCUCCUUGCGCCCCCGCCCUGUUCCCAGCACUCAGCCCUCUCCGCCCCGCCAAGCCAGGCUCCCAGGGUGUUGCAGGUACGGAAGUCCCAGGGGAGUAACCCCCCAGGAAGAAGGCGGCCCCCCACCUUGCAUGCCCUGGGGGUGGCCUGGGCAGUGGGGGGCCGGGGGCGAUGCCGCCGGGUGUCCUCUGAGGCCCCCACACCAUGGCCCGCUCGCUGACCUGGCGCUGCUGCCCCUGGUGCCUGUCGGAGGACGAGAAGGCUGCGGCCCGAGUGGACCAGGAGAUAAACAGAAUCCUUCUGGAACAGAAGAGGCAAGACCGGGAAAACCAAUCUCCGGAUCGUGGACGUCGGGGGCCAGAAGUCAGAGCGCAAGAAGUGGAUCCACUGCUUCGAGAAUGUGAUCGCCCUCAUCUACCUGGCCUCACUAAGCGAGUACGACCAGUGUCUGGAGGAGAACAACCAGGAGAACCGAAUGCAGGAGAGCCUGGCCUUGUUUGGCACCAUCCUGGAACUUCCGUGGUUCAAGAGCACAUCCGUCAUCCUCUUCCUCAACAAAACCGACAUCCUAGAAGAGAAAAUCCCCACCUCCCACCUGGCUACCUACUUCCCCAGUUUCCAAGGUCCCAAGCAGGACGCGGAGGCAGCCAAGAGGUUCAUCCUGGAGAUGUACACCAGGAUGUACGCCGGCUGCGCCGACGGCCCCGAGGGCAGCAAGAAGGGCCCGCGCUCCCGUCGCCUCUUCAGCCACUACACGUGCGCCACCGACACGCAGAACAUCCGCAAGGUCUUCAAGGACGUGCGGGACUCGGUGCUCGCCCGCUACCUGGACGAGAUCAACCUGCUGUGACCCAGGCCCCACCUGGGGCAGGCGGCACCUGCGGGCAGGUGGGCGGCAGGGGUGGCGGGAGCGAACCCCAAGGGCCGCCCGCCGCCGCCCCCUCUCUUCCCCGCCUCUCACCAGGACAGCCCCCCACCCCAUGCCAGUUCUCCUUCCCUUGCUUGACUCAGUUUACCUCCUUUGAAAGGGAGGGAGCAAAACGGCCAUUUGGGAUGCCAGGGUGGAGGAAAAGGGGAAGGAAUGAAGAGAUCGAGGACUUGGGCGGGUGGGUGUCUCGAAGGAGCCCCACCCCCGGGUCUUUCACCUGCUGGGUAGGGGUCUGGGACCCCUGUGGGUGAUGCACACCCGGGGAGUGGAGUGAGCCUCGGGCGCCUUCAGAGUGGACUCUGGCGCCCCCUGGUGGACAGCAGGAGGCGCUCCCUCCCGGAGGGGGGGCCGAGACCCCCACUGUCCCCAGGACCCGGCUAGGCGGGGACUUCGCUUUGCCAGCAGUAAGAGUCCCGAGGCUCAAGGUGUGCCGCGCCCACGUUUACAGACGAGGGAAACCGAGGCCCACAGGCAUCCUUCUCCUUCCCAGACUGGGAGCUGGGCAGGCUGCAUCUUAAAUGCAUGCAAAACGUUGUAUUUAUUCGCUCACCCUCAGCGGGGCCCCUUGCGGGGUGGACAUUAAAGACAUGACAUCCUG